Phytophthora nicotianae INRA-310 is the source of this 498-nucleotide messenger RNA. RefSeq lists its product as hypothetical. Lineage: Eukaryota; Oomycota; Peronosporomycetes; Peronosporales; Peronosporaceae. The coding region runs from base 1 to 498 and encodes 165 amino acids. The transcript has 3 exons. The record is from RefSeq and is a predicted model, not a curated record. Gene Ontology annotation, cellular component: cytoplasm; nucleus. Gene Ontology annotation, molecular function: ATP binding; ATP hydrolysis activity; AMP kinase activity.
AUGACUCGCGGCCCGAACAUCCUCGUGACUGGAACGCCCGGUACGGGCAAGACGUCCAUGUGCCAACAGCUCGCGGUCAAGGAACGUGGCUUGCACAACGGGCGUGAUGAGGAGUUUGACUGUUUCGUGCUCGAUGAAGACAAGGUCUGCGAUGAGAUGGAAGACAUGAUGGCUGAGGGUGGCAAGGUGGUGGACUUCCACACGUGUGACUUCUUUCCUGAGCGUUGGUUCGACCUAGUGGUGGUGCUUCUGGUGGUGCUUCGUGUGGACAACACGACGCUCUUCGACCGCCUGCAGAAGCGCGGGUAUUCGGAGAAAAAAGUGGCCGAGAACGUCGAAUGUGAGAUCAUGGAGGUAGUACUGCAGGAGGCACGAGAGAGCUAUGCACCCGAGAUUGUGCAGGAAUUGCCGAGCCGCACUGUCGAGGACAUGGAGAGCAACAUCGAGCGUGUGCUCACGUGGGUGCAGCACUGGAUGGCGCAGCACACGGGCAACUAA